AGAACUGUAACUAUCCGCGUGCUGCCUGUCGUCUUCCCCUCACCAGUUCCCACCCCGGCUCUCCUCUGCUCCCGCCUCCUCCCCCUUCGCCGCCGCCGGAGCCCGGAGAGAUAGAGGGGGGGGGGGGAAGAGGAGCACGAGAUGGGCCAGCGGCUGAGCUGCGCCGGAUCGAGCUACGACCGUGACUUCUUCACCGCCGUCCAAGCGGGCCACUUGGAGACGGUGCGCAGCGCCGUCGACGAAGAUCCCUCGCUGCUCCGGCGCACUACCGUCUACGAUCGCCUCUCCUCUCUUCACAUCGCCGCCGCCAAUGGGCACGUCGAGAUUUUGUCCAUGUUGCUGGAAAAAUAUGCGAACCCUGACAUCGUUAAUCGACAUAAACAGACUCCGCUGAUGCUGGCCGCGAUUCACGGGAAGAUUGCCUGCGUGCAAAAGCUGCUCGAGGCCGGAGCAAAUAUCCUGAUGUUUGAUUCGAUAAAUGGAAGAACUUGUCUUCAUCAUGCUGCUUAUUAUGGCCAUUCGAAUUGUCUGCAAGCCAUUCUAUCAGCCGCCCCCAUUUUGGUUGCUGAUACUUGGGGAUUUGCUCGGUUUGUAAAUGUCGGAGAUGACAACGGAGCGACGCCUCUACAUCUUGCAGCAAGGCAACGACGGCCCGAGUGUGUUCACAUUCUCUUGGACAAUGGAGCUCUUGUUUGUGUUUCAACCGGCGGAUAUGGUCAUCCUGGGAGCACCCCUUUGCACUUGGCCGCUCGUGGAGGGAGUUUGGAUUGCGUACGUGAAUUGCUUGCAUGGGGAGCUGACAGGCUUCAGAGGGAUUCAUCUGGGCAAAUACCAUAUGUUGUAGCUCUGAAGCGAAACCAUGGAGCAUGUGCAGCUCUACUAAACCCAUCAGCAGCUGAGCCUCUGGUUUGGCCUUCUCCAUUGAAGUUCAUCAGUGAACUUGAUCCAGAUGCAAAGGCUUUGCUAGAGGCAGCUCUGAUGGAGGCUAACAAGGAAAGAGAGAAGAAGAUCCUAAAGGGAACAAAAUAUUUGGUGCUCUCUCCUGCCAAUUCAGAUGAAGUAGUUGAUGAUAUGUCUGAGGCAAGUGAUUCCGACCUUUGUUUCAUCUGCUUCCACCAAGUCUGCACGAUCGAGGUCCGAGACUGUGGGCACCAGAUGUGCGCUCACUGCACGUUGUCUCUGUGUUGCCACAACAAGCCCAACCCAACAACCUUGUCCGUGCCUUCACCAUCAUGCCCCUUCUGCCGUUGCAACAUUUCUAGAUUGGUGGUUGCCAAGACAAAGGCCGCAGACGAGGGGGACAAUGCCACCAACUCAAUGCUAAGGAGGUCUAGGAGGUCUCGGAACUUCAGUGGUGGAAGUGGCAGCUUCAAAGGUCUGACUUUGGCUAUCGGAUCAUUCAGUAGGAUGGGUCGUGGCUCUGGGCGCAUUAUGGAUAGCGACGAUACUGUGGACAAGCCUUGAUAAUUGCAUUCAGGUUCAUAUGUCUACCAGUUCUGGAGCCUCCAAUAAGCAUUGCAGAGGGAGUCGACUGCUAGUGUAGAAUCUUGCACUCUUAAAGGAAAAUUAGUCAUCAAAUAAUUAGUUUCGUUUUAUAGCUUGUGUUGCCAGUUCUUCUCUACUACAGAGAUGGAAGUCUAUGGUUCUUUUGGUAAAACAAAGGCAAUAUAUGCCUAUCAGGGAAGUUUUCAGAUCCAUCUAAGUAGAGAGAGAGAUCCAUUUGGUAACUUUCCUACAUCAUGGACUUCCUGUCUGCUUGGAAGCAUGAUGAAUGAUGUAAUGUAAAUUAACAUUUCAUUUAUAAGUUUUGGGUGUUGGCUUGA
Messenger RNA from Musa acuminata AAA Group (dessert banana), 1823 nucleotides. Its product is annotated as E3 ubiquitin-protein ligase XB3. The transcript has 8 exons. Bases 142 to 1464 code for a protein of 440 amino acids. Lineage: Eukaryota; Viridiplantae; Streptophyta; Magnoliopsida; Zingiberales; Musaceae. Gene Ontology annotation, molecular function: protein binding. The record is from RefSeq and is a predicted model, not a curated record.